AUGGGUGGUGGUGGUGGCGGCGAGUCGCGAUGCUGCGGCGACGACGACGACGAGUGGCGGUGGCGGCGACCGUUGGUGGUGGGUUGCGGCGGAGGUGGCGGCGGAGGUGGCGAUCCUCAUGAUCGCAAGGCCAUGGUAUCAUAUAACGUGAAUCAAAUCAGAAGGGCAUACCUAUUAAGAGAACUAUGUCAACCAAGAGGUAUUGAGUUCCCACAAUCAACGUUUCAAGGUAAUGAGUUAAGAAAAUUUAAGGAAGGAUGCUAUGACAAAAUGCAGUACAAGGGAUGUGCGUUUGACAUUCCAAAUAUACUCAAACUUGCCGAGAAGUAUCCAUGUGAUUUCGAUGAAUCCGAAAAACGAAGGCUUCCGAUUCAACUCGGAAAGUACAUAGAUUUUGUGAAAAAAGAUAAACAAUUCGCCAACUUAGAUGGUUUGUCAAGUCUUGCAAGGUUAAUGGUUUCAACAAAUAUUCACCUAUCAUUUACAUUGGUGUAUCGUUUAUUAAAGCUUUUUCUCGUAUUACCCGUUGCAACCGCAACCAUUGAAAGAUGUUUUUCGGUAAUGAAUAACGUGAAGACCGACAUGCGUAAUCGGAUUGGCGAUGAGAAUUUAAGUGAUAGUUGA
Helianthus annuus (common sunflower) is the source of this 624-nucleotide messenger RNA. RefSeq lists its product as uncharacterized. The transcript is spliced from 3 exons. Bases 1 to 624 code for a protein of 207 amino acids. The record is from RefSeq and is a predicted model, not a curated record. NCBI's taxonomy places the organism in Eukaryota, Viridiplantae, Streptophyta, Magnoliopsida, Asterales, Asteraceae. Gene Ontology annotation, molecular function: protein dimerization activity.